Molecule: messenger RNA, 925 nt
Organism: Halteromyces radiatus
Lineage: Eukaryota; Fungi; Mucoromycota; Mucoromycetes; Mucorales; Cunninghamellaceae
Exons: 2
Coding region: 91-858 (255 amino acids)
Source: RefSeq, a predicted model, not a curated record
UCCCGGUCUCUACUUUUUUUUUUUUUAUUUUUCGCUCACAUUCUUUUUCUUUCUAUAAUAUACUUUUUUUAAAAAGUUAAUAAUAUAAUCAUGGUUUUUCCACCUAACAACAAUAAUAACAACAGUGAUAUCUAUAACAAUGGACCUCAAUCAGAAUUAGAACUACUAGAAGGAUUAUUAAACAAUAUGUUUAAUGGAGCCACCAAUAUGUUCUUCAAAUCUAUCCAAGAACCUUUUCUUGUGGAAGUAGAUUCCUCUUCACAACCACGGCGUCAAGUACCUUUUAUUGAAGACAUGGAUGGAAGUGACUUUAGAAGAAUUGCUCAGAAACGACGACAACGACAACACGGCGAGAAUACUAACAAUGAUACCAACGACACGAAAGAAUCUUUGACACCAUCAACAGCACAACCAUCCUCACCAAGUCAACAAAACGUCAUGUCCAUCGUCAAACAAGAGUCUCCUUUCGAAAGUAAUAAUAUAUGGUCUCUUCUUCUUGGUGGUAUUGAUCAACAGCCGUCACUAUACCAUAUGGAACAGGAUGAUCAUCAGAAAAAUAGAUGGAAUUUUACAUCGUCAAGUACUUCACAGCGACGAACGAUUCUAUCCGAUGGUACCGAAGAAACAGUGAUCACCACAAAACGGAAUGGAGUAACAGAAACUUUAACAAGAAUCAAAUAUCCGGAUGGUCAAAUUCAAGAAACCCGACAGACUGAUGGCAAGAGUGACAGCUCAUCGAUUUUCCCACCUUUAUCUGCGCCAUCGUCUUCACCAUCAAAUAAUCAUCCUCACACACCAGUUGGCGCAGCCUUGAUGAAUAAUCCUCUCUCUAGGUUCAUCAGAUCUAUUUUGGGAUGAUAUCAGACUUGCCAUAUACGAUCUAAUUAUAGUUAGUAGAUUUUAUUAAUGAUGAAAUAAAAGUUAU